UCAAUUCAAUUCAAGGAAGAAGGAGAAGAUGGAGUGUAGAACAAUGAAGGUCUUUGAUAUCCUCAAAGAAACUCUCACCAUUUUUUACAAAAACAUUAACUUUGUCUUCUUCACCAUUCUAACCUCCCUCCCUCUCUUUUGUUUCUUGAUUUACUAUGAAACCUUUCUCCAAAAGUUCCUGUUUCAAUGCAUUGAAAAUCUUCCGCUACUAGAGAGAACCUCUUAUAUUCCUUUAUAUUAUGACCCAUAUUAUGGCCAAUAUUAUGACCCAUGGUCUUUACCUGUUGAUAUAGUUAGAAACUUAAACAAAUACCAUUUUAAUGAGCUUAUUCAGAUGGGUUUUCUCUACUUGGUUCCACUUCAUCUCCUAGAGCUCUUUAGCCUACUUGUCACUGUUGAUUUGUCUUCAAAGAUUUAUAGAGAAGACAAAGCACUGACAUUUAUGGAUAUGUUGCAUCUUAGGAUCGACAAAGCCAGAACAGGAGCCACUGUUAUUACAUUCCUCUAUGUUGUGUUCUUGUCUACAUGUACUCUCCUCGCAUUUAUAUGGUUACUAAUAACCUAUUCUGCUGUUUUGAUGAUCCCCACACCUGAAAGUGAAAUUGUUUUAUAUAAUUCUGUAGGGAUGUCUUCAUUGGGAUUUGAUCUUUUCGAUCAUCUAUUAUAUGGGUCAAAUCUAUUUUUACAGGUGAUAAUUUACUUGCCUUGGUGCGCUAUAUGGAACUUGGGUCUUGUGAUUUCAAUCUUGGAAGGAACGUGUGGGCUCAAAGCUUUAGGUUCAGCAGUUUAUCUUAGCCUAAAAAGUCUUGUCAAUGGAGUUAGUUUGGUGAUUAUUUUCACUAUUUGGGAAUUGGGUUUGAGGGCACUAUGCCUCUAUUUUGGCAGCUAUAAAACAUGGCUUGGGAUUGUUGGUCAGAUCAGUUUGUUAUGCUUGGGAAAUGCACUUAAAUGGGUCUCUUUUGUGGUGUACUUUCAAGAUUGCGUAAGGCGUGUUUCUAGGAAGAAAACUGAUCAGGAACAAAAUGUAGAUAUGAGAGAGUCUAAAGCAAUGUUUGUCUAAGUGGGCAAUCAACUGUAACUUUGUUUUGAUAUAUAACCAAUUUCAAGCCAUAAUGAGCUUUACCAUUCUCUAAUUUUCUGUCAAUUUGUGAAUUAUCUCAGUAAUAUUUC
Messenger RNA from Humulus lupulus (European hop), 1170 nucleotides. RefSeq lists its product as uncharacterized. NCBI's taxonomy places the organism in Eukaryota, Viridiplantae, Streptophyta, Magnoliopsida, Rosales, Cannabaceae. The record is from RefSeq and is a predicted model, not a curated record. Bases 29 to 1060 code for a protein of 343 amino acids. The transcript has a single exon.